Myxocyprinus asiaticus (Chinese sucker) is the source of this 5312-nucleotide messenger RNA. RefSeq names its product choline transporter-like protein 5-B. Gene Ontology annotation, molecular function: transmembrane transporter activity. The coding region runs from base 169 to 2388 and encodes 739 amino acids. The transcript is spliced from 24 exons. Gene Ontology annotation, cellular component: membrane. The record is from RefSeq and is a predicted model, not a curated record. Gene Ontology annotation, biological process: transmembrane transport. NCBI's taxonomy places the organism in Eukaryota, Metazoa, Chordata, Actinopteri, Cypriniformes, Catostomidae.
UGAUGGCGCUGUAAACACAGUGACGCUUCGCUGCGUGGCUUAGCAGCAAAUCACAGAUUCGCCUUUAAUGCUGUAUGUGGACGAGCCAGACAUACACUACUCACAUUCACAGCUUCAUAUGCAAUCACAUAAACAAAAGACACGCGAGGACCGGUCGUCGGGGGUGCAAUGGCAAGGAAAAGUGCAAUUCCUCCUUCAUACUAUGGGGAGCCACACAAAUUUGACCCCACAUUCCGAGGACCUGUUCACAAUAGGCGCUGCACAGACGUGCUUUGCUGUGUGAUCUUCGUCAUCGUCAUCCUUGGUUACAUCGCUCUGGGAACAGUGGCUUGGAUGCAUGGGGACCCACGGAAAGUGGUCUACCCAACAGACAGUUAUGGGCAGUUCUGCGGACAGCAGGGCACUCCUAAUGCAAAUAAAGCCAUAUUAUUUUACUUCAGUAUUUUACAAUGUGCCAAUCCUACAGUCCUCAUUAACCUUCAGUGCCCUACAACUCAGCUGUGUGUAUCCAAGUGCCCGGACAGAUUUGCCACAUACAUUGACAUGCAAUACAACUAUAGACGCAAUAAGAGUUACUGGGAAUACUACAAGCAAUUCUGCAAACCAGGCUUUAAUAAUCCUGAUAAGCCGGUUGCUCAGGUGCUAAGGGAUGAAGAUUGUCCCUCCAUGAUUGUGCCAAGCAGACCAUUUCUCCAGAGGUGCUUUCCCGAUUUCAUCACCAGAAAUGGGACGUUAACUGUUGCCAACAAAACAAGCUUCAAAGAUGGACUCGGUAAAACCAGGAGUGUCAUCGAUCUGAGAGAUGCAGCAAAGCAAGAGAAGACAGUUUUAUCUGGCAAAGUUACGGCCAUGCAGCAAGGAACAGAAAGUGGCAUCACCAGCCUGUUGGAUGCCAAGGAGGUGGGCAUCAAGAUCUUUGAGGAUUAUGCUAGCUCAUGGUUUUGGAUCCUGAUUGGUCUAGUGAUAAGCAUGCUGGUCAGUCUGCUCUUUAUUCUGCUGCUGAGGUUCACUGCAGGCGUUCUCUUCUGGAUGGUCAUCUUUGGGGUCAUCGCAGCAGUGGGCUAUGGAAUAUGGCAUUGUUAUUGGGAGUACAGUUCACUCAAGGGGAAUCCAGACUCUGAUAUCACCAUCUCAGACAUUGGAUUUCAGACUGACUUCCGUGUUUACCUUCAACUGAGUCAAACCUGGCUGAUAUUCAUGAUCUCCUUGGCUGUUAUUGAGGCUGUCAUCAUCUUAGUGCUGAUAUUUCUGCGAAACAGAGUUCGUAUUGCCAUCGCUCUGCUAAAGGAGGGGAGCAAGGCGAUUGGCUGCAUCAUGUUGACACUGUUCUAUCCCAUCAUCACCUUCCUGCUGCUGGCUCUCUGCAUAGCAUACUGGGCCGUUACAGCUGUGUUUCUAGCAUCAUCUGGGGAGCCAGUGUACAAAAUAAUGUCAACACUGCAUGACUGCAAGUAUACGAACCUCACCUGUGACCCAGAGACCUUCAGCCAAUCAAACAUGACUAAACUGUGUCCAGGCUCCCAGUGCAUGUUUGCUUUUUAUGGUGGAGAGAGUGUGUACCACCAUUACAUCUUUGUUCUUCAGCUCUGCAAUCUGUUUGUCUUCCUCUGGCUGGUCAAUUUCACCAUCGCCCUGGGCCAGUGCACCCUUGCAGGGGCUUUUGCCUCUUACUACUGGGCCUUAAGAAAGCCUGCUGACAUUCCACCUUACCCCUUGGCUUCAUCAUUUGGAAAGGCUUUAAGGUAUCACACUGGCUCACUGGCAUUUGGAGCUUUGAUUUUGUCCAUUGUACAAUUCAUACGGAUUAUUCUGGAGUAUCUCGACCACAAACUGAAAGGUGCUCACAAUGCUUUUGCGCGCUUCCUGUUGUGCUGCCUCAAAUGCUGCUUCUGGUGCCUUGAGCACUUCAUCAAGUUUAUGAACAGGAAUGCUUACAUUAUGAUUGCAGUAUACGGCAAUAAUUUCUGUGCCUCAGCACGGGACGCUUUCUUCCUUUUAAUGAGGAACGUUAUGAGAGUUGCUGUUCUGGACAAGGUGACUGACUUCCUGCUGUUCUUAGGCAAACUGCUGAUCUCAGGAAGUGUGGGUGUCCUUGCUUUCUUUUUCUUCACCCGCCAAAUUCCGGUUAUCCAGGAAGAGGUGCCAUCAUUAAAUUACUAUUGGGUCCCUCUACUGACUGUGAUAUUUGGAUCUUAUAUGAUUGCACAUGGAUUCUUCAACGUUUAUGCCAUGUGUGUAGAUACAUUGUUCCUCUGCUUCUUGAUGGAUCUAGAGAAGAACGACGGCUCAGCGUCCCGCCCCUAUUACAUGUGCAGCAGUCUGAGAGCUAUCCUGAACAAGAAGAAUCGUAAGAGACCAGCGGAGAAAAGAAGAGGUAGAAAAGAGUAGAAACGAUGUCAAAAGAGACAUUGACCAAAAUGUUUCCUGAGAGUUAACAUCUAUGACCUUUUAAGGCUGGUAACUGGAAUGAUAUAAGCAGUAUUCAGACAUUUAGAUCUCAGUAGAUGAUCAAAGGUAGAAAUAUAAGAGGGUUUGAAUCGACGCCCUUUUAAUGUGUUCAUUAUAAAGUAUUCAUUAUUGUUAUUGAAUAAAAUAUUGUUAAAAGAAAGCAUAGCAAUCAGAGUUGUGGUGCAGACAGUUGGUUAUCGCAUAUGGAGCUUAUGGCUCAUGGCGACCUUGGUUCGAAUCUGGCCAAGGUCACAUCUCUGUUUCUCUGUUUACUCUCAAUAAAGGUUAGAUUUAGAAUACAGCAAUACAGUAGGCAAAAGAAAGCAUUGCAAUGGGCAAAAAGGCUGCUUCUUUACUGUAUUCCUGUGGGUCUGUCAAGGCACUGGUCAAAGUUACAGGCAACUAAAAUUAUAAGCUUUUAGCAUAAUGUCAACUAGGGUGAAUAGAGGUAAAGUGGGACACUUAAGCUCAAUUAUCUAUCAAUAUGUGCAUAUUGUUCAACUGCUAAAUAAUUAAGCAUUAAGUUUAUCAUAUACUUGUAUGGGAUGACAUUGAUGUAGCCAUUUGUAUCAUAUUUUAAACAACACCAGUGCUUGAAGUGGAAGAAAAAAAGUGCAAGUACUCUCCUUGUUAGUAUUAAACUUUCUUUUUUUUUUUCUUUUUUUACUGAACUGGGGCCAAACUUUUUUUAUCCGUAUUUAUCUUACCUAACACUUAUUAUAACUAACAUGUUAACAUGUAAAAACAAAAUGGUUAAUAAUGUGUUUAUUGUCAAUAUCAACACACAUAAGAGAACAAAAAGGGCAUUAUGUCUUUUUUUUCCUUUUUAAUUUUAUUUUUAAUCCUCCCAUUCAAUGAGGGCAAAAUUUGCCUUCUUUAUCCUGCACACCUUAAUUUGCACACAUGAGCCAGAUACUUGUGCAGAUAAUUAUCAUUAGAAAUGGUGAACCAACUGAUUUGAUGAUGUUCAGGAUUCAGAACGAUGUCGAACUAAACACUGUCAGGAUAUAUGCAUAGGCAAGAUCAAUGACAAUUCACAUAAUCUUUUUACGAGCACUACAGAAAAGAGUGGAGAAUAAAAGCACAUUUUCUUAUGUAUUUUCUUUGAAGGUUCGGGUUUCAUCAUUGUUUUGCCUCUUGAAAAAAAAGGUUGUGCAUAUGAGCUGACAUUACUUCUGUAACAGCUUUUAUUUUUUUAAUUCUGUAGUUUUGACUGCACCCAGCAGCUAAGCAAUUUGCAUAAAUACAUUUGAGUGAAUAAGACGUGAUAAAAUGUGCUCACCCAAAAGUUGCUGGUUCAUGUUUUGGAAAAGAGUGUAACUGAACUAUGGCCAGACAAGCUUAAACAUGCGCGCUCCUUUGGAACUGAACCACAGAUAGCUUGACAAGCACCGAUGCUGUUGCACGUGUUGAGUGUUGUUAAACUCACUGCUGAGUUUUGGUCAGAGAGCGUUCGGAUGUGUACCGAUUUGAUCAAAAUCCAUCGGAAGGUCAGAUAAAAGUGAUUGGCGGGCCGCAUCAAAUCACUAACUUACAUUAAAUAAAGACAUUGCAUCGUACCAGGAGACUCUGAAAAGUGGUGGUAUGCAAGAAAAACUGCUGGUACUCUGUAGAGUAAAUUAUAGAAGUGCAGGUACUGCGUACCGCCCCACUUCAAGCACUGAAAUGGGCCCACUUUACCUGUAUACUAGUCACCAUGUUGGUGCCAUAUUGCAAGAUAUUUGAGAUGCUUUUAAAUAUGAUGGAGAUAAUUUACUCCUUUUUGCUUUCUCCUUACUGUUCAUGGGUGUGUACGGGAGAGAGAUGGAAAACAACCUGUUUGCAUGCGGCCGUCUUAGUUUGCAUCCUUCUUUUUGUAGGUUUUAGUCAUUUUAUAACCAUUUCUUGUCUUUUAUAAGAACAUCCCAUGCUGUUAGCACCCAUUUGGGGUGAAGCUACCACUUCUCUCAUAUUGAGAAAAUUACAGGUGACACUAAUUCAAUAUUCACUAAAUGAAUUUUUUUCUUAACUUUAAUAAGUUGCUGUUUGUAAUAGCCAUUCAGCUGAAGUGCCUUUCUCCAACAUGCAGUUAACAGCUCUCUUAACCUUAACCACAUGUUGGUAUAAACCCUUUUCUGCUGUGCAGAGCUUAUAAUUCUAUUUAUUCCUUCACUACAUCCUUUUGUUAACCAUUCAUCCAACUGAGAUCUCAUCAGAAUGAGUGCUCUCUACCAGUAAGAGGUUACACCCCACACUUCUAAAAAGUGUGAUUUAGCCAAUGAUUUUUUUCUUUCCAUUACUCAGUGUUAAUAACACUUGAUAUGUGUCAUAGAGUAUUGGUAGUGAUUUUAGGUAGACCUGUUUCUGCUCAUAUUUAAAUGAUGUGACAUUUUGAUGUAUUCAUUUGAUGUUUCAACCAUUUUUAUAAUAAUGGCCAACAUGUAUUAUUUUUGCAUGAAGGACCCAUUAAACUUGUCAUUUGAAAGAAAUAUAAGUAGUUCAAAUAAAAUGUAUGCUUUACAAGUUUUGUAUUUUUAAAGAACACUUGAAAGUGAACAGUAAUGCAGUGUGUGCAUGCGAUGGUAUGUUACGCAGCUGUCCUUAUAACAUUAUUCAGCAUUGAGUUGACCUGUUUUAAGAAAGUGCAGAGAGAUGUUGUUAACAAAGCAGGGCUUUCCUUUGUCAAACCGUUUUUAUUAGUUUCUUCAUCUUAUCUUAUUGUAAUGUAAUUAUUUAAUUCUCUUUAUUAUUUACAAUGUGGUAAGCAUGCUUUUGUUAUUUUUGUGAACCUAUAUCAUGCCAUUUUGCAAUGCUUAACAUUUUGUGAUGUAAUCUGAGUGCAUGCGAGGAUAAAGUUCAUAAAUAAAGAAUUUCUGACAGACACA